Messenger RNA from Amborella trichopoda, 2832 nucleotides. RefSeq names its product protein MALE DISCOVERER 1. Gene Ontology annotation, biological process: protein phosphorylation. The record is from RefSeq and is a predicted model, not a curated record. Gene Ontology annotation, molecular function: ATP binding; protein kinase activity. Lineage: Eukaryota; Viridiplantae; Streptophyta; Magnoliopsida; Amborellales; Amborellaceae.
CUUUCUCCUCUCUCUCUCUCAAACCUUCUCUCCUGUCUCUCUCUAUCUCUUUCUCUCUCUAAAGCACUUCUCUUAACCUCGUACCUGAAUUCUCUCCUUGUUUGCUCUCUCUCUCUCUCUCUCUCUCUCCAUAGGCUUAAGAGCUGUAAUUGAGUAGUUUUUUUCGUAUUCUCCCCCUUUCUCCUUGAUUAUUCUUAUUCGUCUUCUACUCAAUCUGUAACUUGAAUUCCAAUUUUUGAAUUACUAUUGACAAGCCCUUUCUUUGGUUUGGCAUCAAAUCUAGCUGGAAUUACCAAUUGGUUGUAGGCUUGAAGCAAGAGAUUGAACAGAAAAUCCUUCAGUGUUUCAGUACGCGGACUCGCAACUCAGCCCCUGCUGGAAAUGAUUAAAAGCACCUAAUCUUUGUUAGAAAAAAUAUCUUAGCUAGAUGAUUUUAGAAAUACAUAUUUGUUUCAUUUAUAUGGUUUUUAUGGUGAUUUUAACUGAAACAUUGGGCAAAAUUGGUUCGAUCUAUUGCAUAAAUUUGAAGAAGGUCAUUCUUAGUACAGUCGAGUUGGAAAUGGAAAACCAUUGGAAACUAUUUCAAUUCUGGUCCUAUGGUGUCUUCUUUGUUGCACUAUUUCAAAUGAAGUUGGAGGUUUGCUGGUCCCUGAAUCCUGAAGGAUUCGCUUUGCUGAAAUUUCAUGAGAGAGUGGAGACAGAUCCGUAUAAUAUGUUACUUAGUUGGAACGGCAAUGCUGAUGAUCCAUGCACGUGGUUUGGAGUUCUGUGCUUGGAUGGCAAUAUAGUCAUGCUGAACUUAAAAGGGCUUCAUCUUAAAGGAUUGCUUGCACCAGAACUUCGAGACCUUAUUCACUUAAAAUAUCUUAUCCUAAAUAACAAUCAUUUCUAUGGAAAUAUUCCAAAAGAGCUUGGAGAAUUGAAGGAGCUUGAGAUCGUAGAUUUAGGACACAAUAAACUGAGUGGACAUCUUCCAUCUGAGCUUGGCAAUAUUUUGACAUUGAAAUGCCUUUUUCUACACAACAAUAUGCUCCAUGGUGGCCUACCUUCAAAGAUUCAAGAGCUUAAAAUGCUUACAGAGCUUCUAGUUGAUGAUAAUUUAUUAUCAGAUUGUGCACAAGGACCACGCUACAGAAGUAAAAGUUCUGGAAGCAGGAACAUGGCCAUAGCAGUAGACCCUGUACAACGCAGAUUGCUCCAAAAUUCCAGGAAUGUUCUUGCCCCUCGUACAAAUGAUUCUUCACCGAAGGAAAACGAGAAUCCUCCCACGGAGAGUGGUAUUAGUCCACCUCAAAGAAAUCCGCCCUUAUCAGCUCCAUCUCCAUCCCCUGCACAAUCGCCAUCAGCAUUACAUUCUCCAAGAGGAAAGUUUGAAUCAUCCCACAAUAAUUCGUCUUCAUCUAGUGAGCAUUCAACUUCCGGUUCUACAGAAGCUGAUUCUCCUAUCAGGUCACCAACCUCUAACCCCACAGCUACCUUUGUUGACAGUCCACAUAACUCGGAAAAAAUGUCACCUCGAUCAGACAAAACUUCAUUUCCAAGAAAAAUAUACAUCUCAGUGCUCUCUGUGGCAGCCUUCCUCUUGAUCGUGUCCUACAUCUUGUUUGUCUUUUGUCGUAACCAUGGAGUAGUAUCCAUCAGACCAUGGAGGACUGGAUUGAGUGGUCAAUUGCAAAAAGAGUUUCUCAAAGGUAUACCUAGAUUGCAGUUCUCAGACAUAGAAUCUGCUUGUGAAGAUUUCAGUAAUGUUAUUGGUUCUUCCAUGGAUAACAUUGUCUUCAAAGGUACUCUGAAUAAGGUUGAAAUAGCAGUGAUAUCUACAACAGUAAACUCUGCCAAGGAUUGGUCCGAAAACUCAGAAGGGUGUUUCAGGAAGAAGAUUGUUUUGUAUUCACGGUUGAAUCACAAGAAUUUGUUAAAUUUUCUUGGAUAUUGUGAGGAAGAGGAGCCUUUUGUAAGGAUGUUGGUUUUUGAGUAUGCUUCAAAUGGGACUCUCUGUGAGAAUCUACAUGUUAAAGAAGAAGAAACUCUGGAAUGGACUUCCAGGAGAAGAAUCGUGAUGGAGGUGGCAUGUUGCCUCAAAUACUUGCAUGAGCUGAACCCACCCUUACUCCACACUAACCUCGACUGCAACUCCUUCUACUUAACAGACAACCAGAUUCCCAAGCUCUCACUAGAACUCGUCCCAAGAGGGACUGAAGCUUCCAUCAAUAUAGAAUGUAUGCAUUUAGAUUUUGAGGAAAAUGUCUAUAGUUUUGGCUUGAUUUUGCUUGAGAUGAUAACUAGCAAGCACCCUUAUAGGCCUUCAGGGAAUGGGCUGGCGGAGUGGGCCAUUGGUGUUCUUAAGGGAGAUAGGCCACCACUUGAUUUAACAGACUAUGACAUGAACCCAGAGAUUGUUGUAGCUGAAGUUGAUGGAGUAUGCGAGGUUAUGAGGUGCUGUAUGGAUAGCGAUUGGAGUCGGAGGCCAACAAUGAAGGAGGUGGUAAAUAGGUUGAGAAGUGUCAUAAAUCUAACACGCGACCAUUUGGGAUCUUUGAGGGAUCAUAUUAGGCUGGUGAUGAAUGAGGGUAAUGAAGACUGAUCAAGUUAUUUGAUUUUUCUUUGCUUUAUCAGUUUUAAUUUAUGAGGUUUGGUUACUUCAAAUCUCUGUGGCAAUGUAUAUAUUCUUCUUUCCCAAAAUGGAGAAUGUAUAAAAAAUUUCAUUCUUUCUUUUUAGUGUUCUUGGUUAGCAAAAUCAAUUGCUAGAUGUGUACAGUUUUUCUUUUCUUUGUAUGAAUCUAAAGAGACAAUAGUAGGAUUUUCUUUGAAAUUCUUCUGGUCUUGGUAUAA